Messenger RNA from Aureobasidium pullulans EXF-150, 621 nucleotides. RefSeq lists its product as uncharacterized. The transcript is spliced from 2 exons. Lineage: Eukaryota; Fungi; Ascomycota; Dothideomycetes; Dothideales; Saccotheciaceae. The record is from RefSeq and is a predicted model, not a curated record. Bases 199 to 621 code for a protein of 140 amino acids.
CUCCUCUCUCUCACACAUCCAUCGUAACUUCGAAGUUCGGUCUCAUCGAAUCGACUACACACAAUCGACUCACCACAGCCCAUCAUCGCAAAGGCACCUCACAACCUCACGACUUCUCAAGAUCUCUUACCUGAUCACAAACAUCACACCUUCUAGACCAAUACACCUAAACCACACCGAUCACAGAUCCCACGAACAAUGUCUCAAACCACAAAAAUUCUCCUCGCCCUCGUCCUCUCCAUCUUCUUCGUCUUCCUCUUCUGGUACAUCUGGGUCAAACUCCUGGAUUGGGAAUUGAAGGUCUGGUACGGCAAGAUCUUGCGCCGUAGAGAGAGGGAGGUUGAACAGACAGAGAUGGAUUUGGAAGCUGGUGGUGGUGGUGGUGACGUGGAGGUUGGUGAGAGUGCUGGUGGCAAGGAUGGUGCAGUAGGUGGACCUGGUGGAAGUGAAGCUGGUGGAGGCAAGCCUGGCAGUAAGGCAGGAGGAAGCAAGAGUGGAAGCAAGACCGGUGGAAGCAAGUCGGGAAGCAAGUCUGGCAGCCUGAUCGCGACUUUCUUGUUUGCCAUGACCGCCCUGGAAGUGGUUGGAAAGCUGAAUGAGCAAGUUCUUGCGGCGGUGUGA